Exophiala mesophila is the source of this 633-nucleotide messenger RNA. RefSeq lists its product as uncharacterized. The coding region runs from base 65 to 370 and encodes 101 amino acids. Lineage: Eukaryota; Fungi; Ascomycota; Eurotiomycetes; Chaetothyriales; Herpotrichiellaceae. Gene Ontology annotation, biological process: proton motive force-driven ATP synthesis. The record is from RefSeq and is a predicted model, not a curated record. The transcript is spliced from 6 exons.
GAACGAUCAAACAGCUUCUUCCUCACUCCCAACUCAUCUCCGACUGUUUGAGUCUCCUCUCACAAUGUCGUUUGUCAUUCGCCGAAGUGUUUCAACCUUGGUCCCCCCGAAGGUUGCAAACCCUCAGGGACUCGGAGCCGCAAAAGAUGCCAUCCGCAUGGCUCGGAUAGUCAAGUUCUACGAAAAACUACCAAAGGGACCGGCCCCCAAGAGAGAAGCCACUGGUCUGUUGGGACGCUACCAAGCCAAGUACUUCGGCGAGAACCCAUCAGCAGCGCCAAUCUGGCAUGCUAUUUUCGGUAUCAUGGCUGUGGGUUACAGCAUGGAAUACUACUUCCAUCUGAGACACCACAAGAACAACGCCCAUUAAGAUGAAUUCGAUUGCGUCGGGUGAUUGAACAAGAGUGUACAUAAACCGAAAUAAACUAUGCCUCCAAGAACUGGCGUCCAAUAUGAUUCAACCAUCAAAAAAACAGUGGAAUGCGGAACCUUUCCUGCUUUGAACCUAUGUGACCUUCGCUGCAUAUUGAUGCUUUCAUGGGAACACAGUGCAAUGAAAUUAUCAUGGCUGCCCCCAAGACUACUAUUAUAUCUGUUGCAGAAAUGCCAUGCGUUCCCAGCAAUGGCCAUUCA